Molecule: messenger RNA, 447 nt
Organism: Prosopis cineraria
Lineage: Eukaryota; Viridiplantae; Streptophyta; Magnoliopsida; Fabales; Fabaceae
Product: protein LATE FLOWERING-like
Exons: 1
Coding region: 1-447 (148 amino acids)
Biological process (GO): negative regulation of abscisic acid-activated signaling pathway
Source: RefSeq, a predicted model, not a curated record
AUGGACAUGGAAGAUGAGGAAAAGGCAGUCCGAAGGGUGGGAGAAGGAGGAGGAGAAGAAUGUCGAGUUUUCCAAUGCCAGUUCUGUUCAAGAAAGUUCUACAGCUCUCAAGCUUUGGGAGGACACCAAAAUGCCCACAAAAAAGAGAGAACGGCUGCCAGAAAGGCUAAAAGGGCAUCGGAGUGCUCCUCUGCUUGCCCUCCCCUGUUCCUCGCUUCUCACGCUUCAAGUCUUCACUACUUCCAACCCCAUCAGAUUUUUUACCCUUUCAGACCCAACGCUGCACCUACAUUCGGCGGCAAUUCUCUGUUUUGUGAAGAUGUUGGCGACAGAGGCUUGGGGAAUUGGCACAGCAACAUGUCACUCACAAGCGACGACCACAGCAUUGGCAUCUUGAAUCGUUGUCAAGAGAAAGAUCAAAAUCUUGAUUUGACUCUGCGUCUAUAG